Molecule: messenger RNA, 360 nt
Organism: Eurytemora carolleeae
Lineage: Eukaryota; Metazoa; Arthropoda; Copepoda; Calanoida; Temoridae
Product: acidic proline-rich protein HP43A-like
Exons: 3
Coding region: 1-360 (119 amino acids)
Source: RefSeq, a predicted model, not a curated record
AUGAAGGAAGGUCCAACUCCAGGGAACGUAGACGCUCCACCAUCUGCAGGUGGGACGGCGACCACUAUGAAGGAAGGUCCAGGGAACGUAGAGGCUCCACCAUCUGCANGUCCAACUCCAGGGAACGUAGACGCUCCACCAUCUGCAGGUGGGACGGGUGACCAAUAUGAUGGAAGGUCCAACUCCAGGGAACGUAGACGCUCCAAUCUGCAGGUCGGACGGGCGACCAAUAUGAAGGAAGGUCCAACUCCAGGGAACGUAGACGCUCCACCAUCUGCAGGUUGUUAUGAGUUAAAACAGUUCAACUGCAGUAGUUAUGAACCUUGUUCAAACUUUCAAAACCUUAAAUUUUAUGAAUAA